Drosophila innubila is the source of this 1125-nucleotide messenger RNA. RefSeq names its product acanthoscurrin-1-like. The transcript has 3 exons. The coding region runs from base 31 to 873 and encodes 280 amino acids. The record is from RefSeq and is a predicted model, not a curated record. NCBI's taxonomy places the organism in Eukaryota, Metazoa, Arthropoda, Insecta, Diptera, Drosophilidae.
AGUCGCAGUCAGUCGGUAGCUUAAGUUCCGAUGAGAUUGUUUAUUGUGCUCAGUGUUUGUGUGGCCCUUGCCUCGGCAGGCUAUGGUGGUGGCGGUGGUGGUGCCAGUUCCUCGGCCACCGCAUCCGCGUCCGCUAUUUCCAGUGCCGAUGCUGGCGGUAAAUAUGGCGGUGGCGGUGGUGGCGGAGGCGGAGGCUUCGGUGGAGGCGGCCAUGGCGGUGGUGGAGGCUUAGGCGGAGGUGGUGGCCUGGGACUGGGACUAGGCGGCGGCCUGGGUCUUGGUGGUGGCCUCGGUGGCGGUCUCGGUGGUGGCAAACAUGGCGGCGGCGGAGGCGGCUCUAGUCUUGGACUGGAUCUAGGAGGCGGCGGUGGAGGAGGCGGAUUUGGCGGUGCCGGUGGCGGUGCUUCAUCUUCUGCAGGCUCUAGUGCAGGCGCUGGUGGUCAUGGAGGAGGUGGCUCUGCCGGCGGUGGUGGCCAUGGAGGCGGCGGCUUUGGCGGCGGUGGCCUUGGAGGCGGUGGCCAUGGAGGCGGUGGCCAUGGGGGCGGCGGUUUCGGAGGCGGAGGUCUUGGAGGCGGUGGUUUCGGCGGUGGAUCAGCUGGCGGUGGCCAUGGAGGCGGCGGAUCUGCCGGUGGUGGCCAUGGAGGCGGUGGUUUUGGUGGCGGAUCUGCCGGUGGUGGCCAUGGAGGCGGUGGUUUUGCUGUAGGCUCUGCUGGAGCAGGAAGCGGUGGACAUGGCGUAGGCAUUGGUGGACCAUUCAUUGGCGGAGGCGCAGGACUUGGAGCCGGACUUGGAGGCGGCAUUGGAGUGUGGUGUGCUACGGAGGCGGUGGCAUGGCGGUGGUGGCGGCAGCUGGAGGCGGUAACUGGCAAUUAACACAGAGGCGGCGGUCAUGGUGGCGGCGGUCAUGGUGGCGGCGGUCAUGGUGGCGGAGGCUAUGGUGGCGGAGGCUAUGGUGGUUCCUCAGCAUCCGCUUCCGCAACUGCCUCCGCAGGCAGCUAUGGCCGUUAGUUUUAAUCUCCAACCUCUCAAUAGCUUCUAAAUUAACCCAAUAAUCCAACUCCAAAAACGAAAGAGUAUUCCCAUGUCUAUAAGAUUAAACCAAUAAACUUUUUGUAAUAAACCAAA